This is a messenger RNA of Macrosteles quadrilineatus (aster leafhopper), 1943 nucleotides long. RefSeq lists its product as uncharacterized. NCBI's taxonomy places the organism in Eukaryota, Metazoa, Arthropoda, Insecta, Hemiptera, Cicadellidae. The coding region runs from base 73 to 1860 and encodes 595 amino acids. The record is from RefSeq and is a predicted model, not a curated record. Gene Ontology annotation, cellular component: chitin-based extracellular matrix. The transcript has 3 exons. Gene Ontology annotation, molecular function: structural constituent of chitin-based larval cuticle.
UAUAUAACCAGUUGAUUGAUAAGUCAAGUCACUUCUGUGGUGACUACUGAGGAUAACUUGUUACUAGACAUCAUGGUGUCUUGGACUGUGCUUCUUCUCUCGCUCGGAUGUGUUUUGGCGCACCACAAUGAGUUCCACCAACCAGAAUCCACCUUUCCGGUGCAAAAUGAUCCACAACACACCCUAGCCUAUGCACUUCCUGUGCAAAUCUACUCGGCUCAAUCUAGCCCAGCUCCUCCCCUUUCUGAAAUCUACUCAGCGCCUGCCUCUUACCCUGCAAUCUACCCGGGUCCACCACAAAUCUACACGGCCACCAUAGCACCAGCCCCUCAAAUAUACACAGUCACACCCGCUCCACAGUACUCAGCACAUAGUCUAGGAGUUCAGAGCUAUUCACCACCAAGUCCUUCGUAUCAUAGUUAUUCAGAGCAAAGCUACUCACCAAAUACGUACUUCGCGUCAAGUUACUCAGCACCUAUACACUCAACUCAAAGUAAUUCAGCAAUAAGCAAUAAAGUUAACCACGGUUACUCACAAUCCAGCUUAUUAUCUAAAACUGCUCCAAACUAUUCGGUAUCUACCAUCCCAUCACUCAGCUAUACUAUACCCAGUCUUCCACCUCAGAGCUAUUCGGCGCCUAGCGUCUCAGCCAAGACAUACUCUAGUACUAGAUUUACAGCUCCUAUAUCCUCAUCACACAGUUCUUCAUUAUCAAGCGUCUCUACUCAAAGCAAUUCAGUACCAAGAUAUUCAGGAAAUGCGCAUACAUCUCAGGGUAAUGUAAUACCAGGUUAUGCAGCAAAUAACUAUGCUUCUCAGAGUUAUUCAGCACCUAAACUCUCAGCCAAGACAUACUCAAGUCCUAGUUAUACCGCUCCUAUCUCCUCAUCACACAGUUCUUCAUUAUCAAGCGUCUCUACUCAAAGCAAUUCAGUACCAAGAUAUUCAGGAAAUGCGCAUACAUCUCAGGGUAAUGUAAUACCAGGUUAUGCAGCAAAUAAAUAUGCUUCUCAGAGUUAUUCAUCACCUAAACUCUCAGCCAAGACAUACUCAAGUCCUAGUUAUGCAGCUCCUAUCUCCUCAUCACACAGAUCUUCAUUAGCAAGCAUCUCUACUCAAAGCAAUUCAGUACCAAGAUAUUUAGGAAAUGCGCAUACAACUCAGGGUAAUGUAAUACCAGGGUAUGGAGCAAAGAACUAUGCCUCUCAGAGUUAUUCAGCACUUAGCCAACCGGGUAAGCCAUACUCUGGUCCAAGCUAUCUAGCACCUUCAUCUCAAAGCCAUGCAGCACCGAGCUAUGCAACAGAGACCUACACAUCUCAGAGCUACUCAUCACCUAGCCACUCUUCUCAAAGUUAUUCAGCUAAAACUAGCCCAGCUUCGAGUUUCUUAGCAUCCCAUGGCUCGGCAAAUUCUCAAACUUCCUCACUUGCAGCCAAAACCUACCCUAUAGUGUAUAAAUCUGCCUCGAUUGUGCCCGUGAAGACUUCUCAGUAUUCUUCUGUUCAAUAUCAAGAACCUGUAGUAGAGUACCAGCCUACAGUCUUAAACCAAAAUCGUAAUGCAUUCGUCAAACCAGUGGCCAUUGUUACUCAAAGUCAAGACGAUGAUUUUGACGGGAACUUCAGCUAUGAAUAUCAGACGGAGAACGGCAUCGCGUCUUCAGCAGCUGGCCACGUCAAGCAGCUGAGCCCUCAGCAGUUGGCCCAGGUCAUGCAGGGUCAGUACUCCUACACGGCCCCUGACGGCACCCCAGUGGUCACCCGGUGGUUCGCGGACGAGACUGGGUUCCACGCCGAGGGAGAUCACCUCCCAGGUCCACCACCAGUACCUAAGGGCAUCGCUAAGACUCAGCACUAAACAAGUGGCGUUACUAAGGACUAUGGCCUGAAGUUGUGGCAUUUUAAAUACCUACUUUUGUGAAUAAACUGAUUAUUUUGCAA